AUGUCUGAGCUGCUCCUCCUGAGGCAAAAGUGUGGGCGCCCCUUGACCACAGCAUUGACCGUGUCCUCUCUGUUUGUCCCGCAGGCUGCUCCAAUGGACGGCCGGGCUCCUCUGAAGACAGCACUCAUGGGUCAGAGGGGUCAAGGGGAGGUCAGAAGUGUCAGCCUAACGCUAGACUCUGCUGCAGGCUGGAGCAGGGGCCUGGUGCUGGUCACAAAAGUGUUUAUCCCUGGCCUCUGCACUCACACAGAGUCAUGA
Molecule: messenger RNA, 258 nt
Organism: Knipowitschia caucasica
Lineage: Eukaryota; Metazoa; Chordata; Actinopteri; Gobiiformes; Gobiidae
Source: the annotation of a GenBank genome assembly